ACCGAAUUGAUAUUCAUGGACAGAUUGGUGCCUGUACUUUACUCGUAUCUCAACACACCGGCCUUGUCAUGUCCGUCCAUCCAUCCAUCCAUCCAUCGAGAGCAUCGUCCAUGGUCGAUGUGAUAUUCGACGCAUCAAAUGCUUGUCAGUAUUGUGUUGUAUUGUUGUUCCAGAGUGAGUCCGUCAGUAUUGUUGUUCCACAUACACGACCUGGGGCUGAGGCGGUGCUGGCGGCGGGCCGGUCAUCGGGGGCGGACCCUCUGACACACACAGACAGUCAGGCAAACGGACACGCAGACAGACAGGGGUGAUAUAUACUGCUGGCGACGAGGAGACAUGGUGUACUGCUGUCUCGGUACCAACCUGAGACGUACAUGACCGCUCCUGUCUCUGCAUAUCAUUGGAAGGAGGAAGAGCAGACAACGAACGGCACAGAAAAUGACACGGUUUUCGUUUCUGUGUGCUUGAUUACGGCGGGGCGGGGGUGGGCCGGGCGGCGGCAGUGUGGUUCCGUAUCCAGGACCGCCCCCGGCAUAGAGAUACUCACCCUACUCGUCUUUGUCCCUGCCGCCACAGCACGCCGGCACCUACACGACCGUACGCACAGUGUGGCCGUGAGCGGUGUACACACAUGAUCACACAGGCAGGCGGAUAGAUAGGCGGGCAUUCAUUCAUCAUGACACCUACUGUGACGAAACAAGACCCGAUGAAGUCGAGAAUCCCGGCCGCGAUCACCAUGAUGUAGACGUAGUUCCACUUGUAGGCGAAGUAGGUCGACAUACCACUGGCAAACACACACACACACACACACAGAGAGAGAGAGAGAGAGAAUGUUGCCAUGUGUUUCUCGUGUCGUGUCAAUGCGCACUAGUUCCAGCCCCAGUUGAAGAAGGCGAAGGAAGCGAAAAUGGUGCCAAGUCCGCCAACUGCAACGAAAUUGGCGCAGCUAGUGGCGUUGACGGUGAGCCACUUGUUGACGCCAGCCGACCAACUCGUCGCCCCCAGCAUGAGGCACAAGAGUGUGGACACCAUGGACAGGAUCCAGGCGAAUACCAGGAAAAACCUCACGCACCACUCAGCGAUGUACGCGCCGAAAAACUUGAAUCGCAAGUGUUCAACUGCAGUGGAACAGAGACGCCCGUGGCAGGAGAGUCAGGGAUGCUUCCAGCAUCAGAUCUGUCAGGUCAGUGGGCGGGCGUACGGACCGUUGUAGUAUUCCCUGCAAUGGUGCUUCAUCUGCACACGAGAGAGAGACCGUGGCAACCAAUCCUUUUGUCCCGCCGGCCAUCGGCCACCACCCGGCAGCCGUCUCACGCACCAGGUCUUUGAUGUCGUCGAAGUGUUCUUUGGUCAGCCACUUGCUCUUCUGGCCCAUAUCCUUGAGGUGGUCGUAGUAAUCGUCCGCUCUGCUGGCAUCGGGCACGCUGAUGCACAUGUAAUAGGGCCCGAACUCAAGGCUGCACCACACGAACACGACGGACCCACACAGUGUCACCAACAAAGAGUCUGUGCCCUCGUGGGGCUAGCUAAGAUCAAACAAACAGACAGACAGACGGACCGGCCAUAUUGCCCGUCUUCUCCGAGCUCCUUCUUCGUCUCGGCGAAUAUCCUGCAGACAAACAGUGGCCACACACACACACACACACACGCACACGCAGGUUUUGGCUUGUGUGUGCCGUCUCAUCAUUUGUCCUCACUGUCUCACCACUGGUUGAUGAAGAACCCAAAGCCCAGCCCCACACUGGCAAGCAAGAAACAGAAGGAGGCCACCAGAUAACUCCCCUGGGCCAUCUGGAG
This is a messenger RNA of Vitrella brassicaformis, 1797 nucleotides long. The record is from the annotation of a GenBank genome assembly. NCBI's taxonomy places the organism in Eukaryota, Vitrellaceae.